AUAAAGCUGCUGGGGGUCUACUUUAUCUCCUCUCAAGAGUUCUUGGCAAAUGCAUACGUGCUGGCCGUGCUGCUGUUCUUCGCCCUGAUCCUGCAGAGAACCUUCCUCCAGGCCUCGUAUUAUGUGGCCAUCGAGACGGGCAUCAACUUACGAGGGGCUAUACAGGUACUGUACUGUUGGCCUAUAUACAGAAGGGACCACAUCGCACAAAUGAUCUCUGCAAACUUUCGCAUACAUCACACAUUGAUGUCAAUGGAGAUUUGUGUGAAGACAUUCUGCCCCUUAUGCUUAUUCUCAUUCUCUAUUACUUAGAAACAGGGAAUUAGUGUCACAAAAGCAUCUGCAGUAUCAAUAUGUCAAUUUUGAACAGUAUGCCUGUCAAUGGUAGAAGCCCAGUAGAGCUCAUAGAGAGUACAGUCAUACAUUGUCAAUACAUACAAUGACAUACAGGUAACUGGCUAAGUAAAGGAAACCCCAACAUAAAGUGUCUUAAUAGAGCAUUGGGCCACCACGAGCCACCAGAACAGCUUCAAUGCGCCUUGGCAGUGUCGAGAGGGAUGCGACACCAUUCUCCCGCCGAGAAUUCCCAUAAUUGGUGUUUUGGUCACAUAUGAAACACCCGCACACGCCCCUCCACGAUCUCCCAUGUUUCAAUUGGUCUAUCUGCUGCAUGAGCAAAAACCACAUUACAUGACCCACAUGAUAUGACGAACUCAGCACACACCCUGUUUGGAAGCACCUGUUUCCAUUCGAGUAUCCCUCUUUUCAAGUCCUGAAUCUAUUCGUUACUGCCAUGGUACCAAACAUUACUUGGCAUUUAGCAGACGCCUUAUCCAGAGGGAUUAAUUGGUAUUAUUAUUUUAUACUGCGAUCAACCCACACCCUGUUGAAGCACCUGUUUUCAAUAUACUUUGUAUCCCUCAUUUACUCAAGUGUUUCCUUUAUUUUGGCAGUUACCUGUACAUUGUCCCUUAUGUUGUCAUUAUUAUACAUGUAUAGCGGGGGGGGGGACUAAGAAUGAGAGUAGCCAAACUACAUCACAGGUUAGGUGAGUUAUAGUAAGGCGAGGUCCUCUGAUAACUACAUUAUAUAACAGGUUUGGGAGGGAGGAGCAUUCAUUUAUCUGUUUCCCUAUGAUGUGUCUGACUAACUUCUCCUUCCAGACUAAGAUCUACAAUAAGAUAAUGCGGCUGUGCACCUCCAACAUGUCUAUGGGAGAACUGACUGUGGGACAGAUCUGCAACCUGGUAGCCAUAGAUACCAACCAGCUCAUGUGGUUCUUCUUCCUCUGUCCCAACCUGUGGGCCAUGCCAGUCCAGGUAACACUAUUCUGUUCUACUCUACUCUACUUGGUUAGUUUAUAUACAGAUUUAUUUGAUUCUAUUCUAUCUGGGUAUAUUCUGUUUGGUUCUAGUCUACAGUACACUGUAAAGGGAUUGCUGUAAAUUUGAUAGUAAUUUACAGGCAGUAAAUAGGCAAGAAAGUUACUAUAUUUCAUAUUGCAGUACACCUACUGUAAUCUAAAUACAGUAUCACAGCAAGUACUGUGUAAUGACACACAGUACAAUACUGUAGAAUUGACUGUAUAGUACUGUAAAAAAAAAAAAUGCUACCAUAAUCUGAAUGAAUUCAUGAAUUAAUGGAUGAAUGAAUUCAAUUCAUUGAGGGGAUUGGGUUUUGUAUUUCACUGAAUUGGGUUUUGUAUUUCACAACUUUUUUUUUAACAGUAAUUUACAGGCAAUUGGCUGCCAGGAUGUUUUUACAGUGGUUUUUUGCAUCUCUAAAAAUACAGUACAGUACUGAUUCUGUGGGAUGGACUUGCAGUACCAUUUGAAAUAUAGCAAUUCUUCCCUCCCCCACAAUCUUCCCACAAUGUACCAGAAUUUACAGUAUGCUGCAGUAAAAUGUUUCACAGUAUUUUACUGUUGAUAAUAUCAAAAAUUACAGUGUAAAUGACAGUUUUCCAUUACAGUGUAUUCUAGUCUAAUCUACUGUAUCAAAGGCAAACGCAGGAUAUGAGUCAGAAGGGUAGAACAAUUAAAAAAGACAGCCAGGCAGAAAAGAAGAAGCACAGCAGGAGGCCCCUAUGGAUUUGAAAUAGAUUUAUUGCAUACUAUAUAUUACAACAGAACAGUGUGACCUUCAGGUUUAUGCUCUAUGGCAUGUAUAAUUCAUGUUAAGCAGUUGUCACGCCCUGUCUCUGGGGACUCUGUUAUGUUGAGCCAGGGUGUGUAGAGUCUAUGUUAUGUGUUUCUAUGUUGGCCGGGGUGGUUCUCAAUUAGAGGCAACGUGAAUCAGCUGUUGCUUGUUGUCUCUGAUUGGGAACCAUACUUAGGUAGUCGUUUGGCAUUUGUGUGGGGUGGUAUCUUGUUCCGUGUUGGUUUGUGUUUGUUACCAAGGACUUCACGUAUCGUUUUGUUGUUUUUGUUCGUGUGGUGAAUAUAUAAUAAAGUAUGUUCGCAUUCCACGCUGCGCAUUGGUCCAAUCCUUUUGACGAUCGUGACAGAAGAUCCCACCAUACACUGUGCCAAGCAGCGUGAAGAGGAGAGAGGUUGGACUUGGGAGCAGAGGAUGGAGAGUCUGGCGAGAGCCAUGGAGGGCAUAUCCACGGGGGAGAGGCACCCCCAAUACAUUUUUAGGGGGGGGCACAUGGCAUGGGCGACGGAGCUGCUGGAGGCAGAUAAAGGGCGAGUUUGUGGACGAGGAGAAAAGGCCACUGGGUUACGGGAGCCAUUGGUGAUUAGAGGGAGGGAAAGUGUAGAGGCACGGCGAGAGGUACUGAAGUGUGUUGCCAGUCCGGUCCGGCCCGUUCCUGAUCCCCGUAUAAGGCCAGUGGUGUGUGUUCCCAGUGCGGUCCGGCCUGUUCCUGUCCCUCGCACCAAGCCUGUGAUGCGCGUCGCCAGCCCGGUCCGGCCUGUUCCUGCCCCUCGCACCAAGCCUAUGGUGCGCGUCGCCAGCCCGGCCCGGCCCGUUCCUGCUCCCCGCACCAAGCCAGUGGUGCGCUUAGUCAGCCCGGUUCGGCCCGUCCCUGCUCCCCGCACCAAGCCAAUGGUGCGCGUCGCCAGCCCAGCCCGGCCUGUUCCUGCCCCUCACACCAAGCCAAUGGUGCGCGUCGCCAGCCCGGCCCGGCCUGUUCCUGCCCCUCGCACCAAGCCAAUGGUGCGCGUCGCCAGCCCGGCCCGGCCUGUUCCUGCCCCUCGCACCAAGCCAAUGGUGCGCGUCGCCAGCCCGGCCCGGCCUGUUCCUGCUCCCGCACCAAGCCUAUGGUGCGCGUCGCCAGCCCGGCCCAGCCUGUUCCUGCUCCCCGCACCAAGCCAAUGGUGCGCGUCGCCAGCCCGGCCCGGCCUGUUCCUGCCCCUCGCACCAAGCCAAUGGUGCGCGUCGCCAGCCCGGCCCGGCCUGUUCCUGCCCCUCGCACCAAGCCAAUGGUGCGCGUCGCCAGCCCGGCCCGGCCUGUUCCUGCCCUCCGCACCAAGCCUAUGGUGCGCGUCGCCAGCCCGGGCCGGCCUGUUCCUGCUCCCCGCACCAAGCCAAUGGUGCGUGUCGCCAGCCCGGCCCGGCCUAUUCCUGCUCCCCGCACCAAGCCUGUGGUGCGCAUCGUCAGCCCGGUCCGGCCCGUUCCUGCUCCCCGCACCAAGCCAGGGGUGCGCGUCGUCAGCCCGGUCCAGCCAUUCCUGCUCCCCGCACCAAGCCAAUGGUGCGCGUCGCCAGCCCGGUCCGGCCCAUUCCUGCUCCCCGCACCAAGCCUGUGGUGCGCGUCGUCAGUCCGGCACAGCCCGUGCCCGUUUCACCGGUGCCUGGUCAGGUACCACACCGGAGCCUAAGCAAUCCGCUCCACCGAUGUCCAGUCCAGCUCCAGCCAGCGGGGCCAGACCAGACCAGGGGCGCUACGGGGGGGUUGUUAGAGGGUGGUGGUCAAGCCCGGAGCCGGAUCCGCCUCCGAGGAGGAAUGCCCACCCGGCCCUCCCCUGUUCGGUUUAUGUUUGGUGCGGUCGCAGUCCGCGCCUUUGGGGGGGGUAGUGUCACGCCCUGGCUCUGGGGACUCUGUUAUGUUGAGCCAGGGUGUGUAGAGUCUAUGUUAUGUGUUUCUAUGUUGGCCGGGGUGGUUCUCAAUCAGAGGCAACGUGAAUCAGCUGUUGCUUGUUGUCUCUGAUUGGGAACCAUACUUAGGUAGUCGUUUGGCAUUUGUGUGGGGUGGUAUCUUGUUCCGUGUUGGUUUGUGUUUGUUACCAAGGACUUCACGUAUCGUUUUGUUGUUUUUGUUCGUGUGGUGAAUAUAUAAUAAAGUAUGUUCGCAUUCCACGCUGCGCAUUGGUCCAAUCCUUUUGACGAUCGUGACAGCAGUGAUGAUCUCUCAUAUCCUUUCUCUAAAUCCAUACAUGGAAAUGGAAGGAAGGUGUUGGUGGAAAAAAAUUACAUUUGAAAUAUACUGAACCAAAAUAUAAACACAACAUUUAAAGUGUUGGUCCCAUGUUUAAUGAGCUGAAAUAAAAGAUCCCAAAAAUUGUCCAUACGCACAAAAAGCGUAUUUAAAAUCAAAUCAAAUCACAUUUUUUUUGCCACAUGCGCCGAAUACAACAGGUGUAGACCUUACAGUGAAAUGCUUACUUAUAAGCCCUUAACCAACAAUGCAGUAAAAAAAUAAAAAGAUAAGUAAAAAAAAUGCAAAUAUUCCAGGUAGCCAUGAUUAGCUGUUCAGGAGUCUUAUGGUUUGGGGGUAGAAGCUGUUAAGAAUCCUUUUGGAUCUAGACUUGGUGCUCCGGUACCGCUUACCAUGCGGUAGCAGAGAGAACAGUCUAUGACUACGGUGGCUGGAGUCUUUGACAAUUUUUAGGGCCUUCCCCUGACACCGCCUGGUAUAGAGGUCCUGGAUGGCAGGAAGCUUGUCUGGGCCGUACGCACUUCCCUCUGUAGUGCCUUUGCGGUCGGAGGCCAAGCAGUUGCCAUACCAGGCGGUGAUGCAAUCAAUCAGGAUGCUCUUGAUGGUGUAGCUGUACAACUUUUUGAGGAUCUGAGGACCCAUGACAAAUCUUUUCAGUGUCCUGAGGGGGAAUAGGCUUUGUCGUGCCCUUUUCACGACUGUCUUGGUGUUUGGACCAUGGUAGUUUGUUGGUGAUGUGGACACCAAGGAACUUGAAGCUCUCAACCUGUUCCACUACAGCCCCGUCGAUGAGAAUGGGGGUGUGCUGAGUACUCUUUUUUCCCCCUGUAGUCCACAAUCAUCUCCUUUGUCUUGAUCACGUUGAGGGAGAGGUUGUUAUCCUGGCACCACACAGCCAGGUCUCUGACCUCCUCCCUAUAGGCUGUCUCAUCGUUGUCGGUGAUCAGGUAUACCACUGUUGUGUCGUCGGCAAACUUAAUGAUGGUGUUGGAGUCGUUCCUGAUCAAGCAGUCAUGGGUGAACAGUGAGUACAGGAGGGGACUGAGCACGCACCCCUGAGGUGCAGAGGGAGGUGUUUAGUCCCAGGGUCCUUAGCUUAGUGAUGAGCUUUGAGGGCACUAUGGUGUUGAACGCUGAGCUGUAGUCAAUUAAUAGCAUUCUCACGUAGGUGUUCCUCUUGUCCAGGUGGGAAAGAGCAGUUGGAGUGCAAUAGAGAUUGCAUCAUCUGUGGAUCUGUUGGGGUGGUAUGCAAAUUGGAGUGGGUCUAGGGUUUCUGGGAUAAUGGUGUUGAUGUGAGCCAUGACCAGCCUUUCAAAGCACUUAACGCUACAGACGUGAGUGCUACAGGUCGGUAGUCAUUUAGGCAGGUUAUCUUAGUGUUCUUGGGCACAGGGACUAUGGUGGUCUGCUUGAAACAUGUUGGUAUUACAGACUCAGUCAGCGACAUGUUGAAUAUUGUCAGUGAAGACACUUGCCAGUUGGUCAGCGCAUGCUCGGAGGUACACGUCUUGGUAAUCCGUCUGGCCCUGCGGCCUUGUGAAUGUUGACCUGCUUAAAAGUCUUACUCACAUCGGCUACGGAGAGCGUGAUCACAUAGUCAUCCGGAACAGCUGAUGCUCUCAUGCAUGCUUCAGUGUAGCUUGCCUCGAAGCGAGCAUAGAAGUGAUUUAGCUCGUCUGGUAGGCUUGUGUCACUUGGCAGCUUGUGGCUGUGCUUCCCUUUGUAGUCUGAAAUAGUUUUCAAGCCCUGCCACAUCCGACGAGCGUCGGAGCCACUGUAGUGUGAUUCAAUCUUAGUCCUGUAUUGAAGCUUUGCCGGUUCGUCGGAGGGCAUAGCGGGAUUUCUUAUAGCGUCCGGGUUAGAGUCCCGCUCCUUGAAAGCUCAGCUCUACCCUUUAGCUCAGUGCGGAUGUUGCCUUUAAUCCAUGGCUUCUGGUUGGGGUAUGUACGUACGGUCAAUGUGGGAACGACGUCAUCGAUGCACUUAUUGAUGAAGCCAGUGACUGAUGUGGUGUACUCCUCAAUGCUAUCGGAAGAAUCCCGGAACAUAUUCCAAUCUGUGCUAGCAAAAGAGUCCUGUAGCUUAGCAUCUGCGUCCUCUGACCACUUCCUUAUUAUCCGAGUCACUGGUGCUUCCUGGUUUAGUUUUUGCUUAUAAGCAGGAAUCAGGAGGAUCGAGUUAUGGUCAGAUUUGCCAAAUGGAGGGCGAGGGAGAGCUUUGUACGCGUCUCUGUGUGUGGAGUAAAGGUGGUCUAGAGUUUUUUUUCCGUCUGGUUGCACAUUUAACAUGCUGGUAGAAAUUAGAUAGAACGGAUUUAAGUUUCCCUGCAUUAAAGUCCCCGGCCACUAGGAGCUCUGCCUCUGGAUGAGCGUUUUCCUGUUUACUUAUGGCCUUAUACAGCUCAUUGAGUGCAAUCUUAGUGCCAGCAUCGGUUUGUGGUGGUAAAUAGACAGCUACAAAAACUCUCUUGGUAAAUAGUGUGGUCUACAGCUUAUCAUGAGAUACUCUACCUCAGGCAAGCAAAACCUCGAGACUUCCUUAGUAUUAGAUUUUAUGCACCAGCUGUUGUUUACAAAUAUACACAGACCGCCACCCCUUGUCUUAACGGAGUCAGCCGUUCUAUCCUGCCGAUGUAGUGUAUAUCCCGCCAGCUGUAUGUUAUCCAUGUCGUCGUUCAGCCACGACUCGGUGAAACAUAAGAUAUUACAGUUUUUAAUGUACAGUUGGUAGGAUAACCUUAAUCUUAGGUCGUCCAAUUUAUUUUUAAAUGAUUGAAUUACAAAUAAUGCGAAAAAAACACACCCCUUGGUUAGAGGGCUGUAAAACGGCAGCCAUCUUCUCCGGUGCUCAAAUUUUGUGCACAAAUUCGUUUACAUGCCUGUAAUUCUGCAUUUCUACUUUGCCAAGAUAAUCCAUCCACCUGACAGAUGUGGCAUAUCAAGAAGCUGAUUAACCUCAAGGAUCUGACCCUUUUUUCCCAUUUUUUUGCCUAAAAAGACAUAACCAAAUCUAACUGCCUGUAGCUCAGGACCUGAAGCAAGGAUAUGCAUAUUCUUGAUACCAUUUGAAAGGAAACACUUUGAAGUUUGUGAAAUGUGAAAUUAAGGUAGGAGAAUAUAACACAUCAGAUCUGGUAAAAGAUAAUACAAACAAAAAACAUGCAUUUUCUAUUAAUUUUUUUGUUCCAUCAUCUUUGAAAUGCAAGAGAAAGGCCACAAUAUAAUAUUGCAGUUUAAGCGCAAUUUAGCAGUGUGUGUGCAAAGUUUCAGAUUGAUCCAGUGAAGCAUUGCAAUACUGGACUAUUUUGUAUCAAGUCUGCCCAAAUGUGCCGAAUUGGUCAAUUGAUAAAUGUUCAAUUACAUAACAAUAGAGAACAUACAAAAAUGAUAUGGUAAUACAAAAUGUAAGUUUACACACUCCCAGGAAUGUCAUACAUGAUGGAUCAUUAGCUACGAAAGUUAACUUUCAUACAUCUAGAUGGCCGGGCGGGGUGGGUGUGGAGCCAGAGACAGCAGGGGUUCAAACUGUAGAACCCAGUUCCUACAUUUGAAUAUAAAAAUUGAUUUUAUCAAAUAAAACUAUGCUACAUUUUAUCUCUGGGACCCUCAGGAUGACAAAUCAGAGCAAGAUUACUGAAUGUAAGUACAUUAUUUACCUUCAGAGGUGAAUGUAUCAAACCAGUUGCCGUGAUACGUUUUUUGUUGUUGUGCACUCUCCUCAAACAAUAGCAUGGUAUUUUUUCACUGCAAUAGCUACUGUAAAUUGGACAGUGCAGUUAGAUUAACAAGAAUUUAAGCUUUCUGCCCAUAUAAGACAUGUCUAUGUCCUGGAAAGUUUGCUGUCACUUACAGCAGUUAUGCUAAUUACAUUAGCGCACGUUAGCUCAACCGUUCCGUAUACGGGACACCGAUCCCGUAGAGGUUAAACAGCAUGGUCAUUACACAGGUGCACCUUGUGCUGGGGACAAUAAAAGGCCACUCUAAACUGUGCAGUUUUGUCUCACAGUGCAAUGCACAGAUGUCUCAAGUUUUGAGGGAACAUGCAAUUGGCAUGCAGACUGCAGGAAUGUCCACCAGAGCUGUUGCCAGAGAAUUGAAUGUUCAUUUCUCUACCAUAAGCCACCUCCAACGUUGUUUUAGAGAAUUUGGCAGUACGUCCAAACGGCCUCACAACCACAGACCACGUGUAACCACACCAGCCCAGGACCUCCACAUUUGACUUCUUCACCUGCGGGAUCGUCUUACACCAGCCAACCGGACAGCUGAUGAAACUGUGGGUUUGCACAACCAAAUAAUUUCUGCACUAACUGUCAGAAACCGUCUCAUGGAAGCUCAUCUGCGUGAUCUUUAUCCUCACCAAGGUCUUGACCUGACUGCAGUUCGGUGUCGUAACCAACUUCAGUGGGAAAAUGCUCACCUUCGAUGGCCACUGGCACACUGGAGAAGUGUGCUCUUCAUGGAUUAAUCCCGGUAUCAACUGUACUGGGCAGAUGGCAGACAGCGUGUAUGGCGUCAUGUGGGUGAGCGGUUUGCUGCUGUCAAUGUUGUGAACAGAGUGCCCCAUUGUGGCCGUGGGGUUAUGAUAUGGGCAGGCAUAAGCUACAGACAAUGAACACAAUUGCAUUUUAUCAAUGGCAAUUUGAAUGCACAGAGAUACCGUGAAGAGAUCCUGAGGCCCAUUGUUGUGCCAUUCAUCCGCCGCCAUCACCUCAUGAUAAUGCACGGCCCCAUGUCGCAUGGAUAUGUACACAAUUCCUGGAAGCUGAAAAUGUCCCAGUUCUUCCAUGGUCUGCAUACUCACCAGACAUGUCACCCAUUGAGCAUGUUUGGGAUGCUCUGGAUCAACGUGUACGACAGCGUGUUCCAUUUCCCGCGAAUAUCCAGCAACUUCGCACAGCCAUUGAAUAGGAGAGGGACAACAUUCCACAGGCCACAAUCAACAGCCUGAUCAACUCUAUGCGAAGGAGAUGUUGCGCUGCAUGAGUCAAAUGGUGGUCACACCAGAUACUGACUGGUUUUCUGAUCCACACCCCUAUCUUUUUUUUUUUUUGUAUCUGUGACCAACAGAUGCAUAUCUGUAUUCCCAGUCAUGUGAAAUCCAUAGAUUUGGGCCUAAUGAAUUGAUUUCAAUUGACUGUUUUCCUUAUAGGAACAGUAACUCAGUAAAAUCUUUGAAAUUGUUGCAUGUUGCGUUUAUAUUUUUGUUCAAUGUAGUAUGCUAGUAUGGGUUUUUGGACACGGUCAGUUUCUCCUACCACACUCUCUCUCUCUCAAGGUCAAGGGGAGACAGGUUAAUGGCAUAUUGUGUUUGUGUGUGUGCUUGUGUGUGUGUGUGUGUGUGUGUGUGAGAGAGAGAGAUAGAGAGAGAAGCUGCGAUUCACACAUGUUCCACUAAAUUGCAUGUCCAAUCAGGCGUACAAUCCAAUUUUCCCUGAUCUUAACAUUUCCCAAGGUUUAAAAUGCCCAAACAACAUUCUGUAUUGUAUUCUUCAGAUCAUUGUGGGAGUGAUUCUGCUCUACUACCUCCUGGGGAUCAGUGCCUUGAUCGGGGCCACAGUCAUCGCUGUCCUGGCCCCUGUCCAGUACUUUGUGGCCACCAAGCUGUCCCAAGCACAGAAGAGCACCCUGGUGAGUAAUAAAUGCCAUUUAGAUGACACUUUUAUCCAAAGCGAUUCACAGUCAUGGCCAGAGAUGGGCAGUAUUUCUGUUACAUGUAUUUUAAAUACGUAUUUAAUUACUUUUGAAUUAUUUUUGAGUAUUUUGUCAUUUGUGUUACACUGGCCUGGGUAACCCUUUUAUAUUAAGUUGCAUCUAUUACUAUGUAACUACAUAGUAAUAAAUGUAGUAACAACAUAGUUAAGAGGGUAAUACUAUGUAAUGACAUGGUAAUAAGGUUGUAGUGCUAUCAGUUAUUACACAAUUGGAACAAGGAAUGUUUACUUACGCAUCCACUUGCUGAAGGUUUUCCACAUGUGUAACUACUGAUGUUAAUAAAGCCGCAUACAAACAUGGUCUCUUUUUUGCUUUAUUGAGUAAGGCAGCUCCAAAAUGCAGGUGUUUUCUGUGGUGGUGGAGCAGCCAGCGGAAAAUACAGAGCGUAGGUGUUGGUAAUGUUCUCUAGUUGUGCCGUGAUUGACUCAGUGUUCUGUCACUCAUGGGUACACUACGUCACUGCCAAGUCUAAGGGUAGAGCUAGAAAAUUCAAGCCCCUUUGGUGCUGCCAUGGAGUUACAUUAGAAGUGCCCAUCCAUGAAGGCUGAAGGUCAUUGGCCACAGAUAAAAUGACAUCAAAUCACGUUAUAUCUACAGUAGCUUUGAUUGGACUGAUCAUGUCAACAUCAUACUUUCAAAAUUUUUGCUAGCAGUCAUCAUCAUGAAUCAAGUCGACAAUCUACUGGCAAAUCCUUUUUAAUCCUUGUCAUAUGAAGAGAAAUAAUGAAGAGAAAUUAUAGAUAAAACGUAUCGGUGCUCAUCGGCCAUUGGACAUAAACAUUACACAACAAGUUGGAAAUCGCAAAUUCAACAAUGAGUGGUUUGGAAGGAAUCAGUGGCUAACUGCAAGCAUUGCAAAGCAAUCACUAGCCUGCUAUUCAGUGGAGUGGCUGUGUGGUCCCAAGUCUGGGAUUAAGGGUCUCUUUUCCAAGCUUAAAAUGAUAAACAUUCAACAUUGGCCAUGCUGUCAAUGAAGCAUGAUUUGAGCCGCGCUCAAAACAACUUAACUCGGAGCUGCGAAAUCUGACUUCAGUGAGUUCAAGACAACUGGGAACUCGGGAAAAACGAGCUCCGACUGGGAGAAUACGUUUUGAACGGUCAGACAACUCAAAAUUGUAAAUCCGGAACUCGGGCCUCUUUCUAGAUCUACGACCUGAAGAUCACUGACGUCAUCAUGAUUCAACCUUGUUUUUUUCCCGAGUUCCCAGUUGUCUUGAAAGCACCAUAAAUCCAGAGAAUGCCAGACUUUGAUGACAAAAUUUGCCCACGAAAGACCUCCGCGCCACCUUCCUGUUCAAGUGAGCACAGCACAACAACGUGAGUCCAAAAAUGUAUUGUAUGCUGCUGCAUAAAUGAUGUAAUAUGCCAGGGAGAUAUGUAUACUGUAGCUAAGAAAGUAAUACUAAGUGUAUGUUGUGUAGUAAGCUGUUAGUAGCCCAUGUGCCUCACCCUAAUAAUUUGGCUUAUUUUCCCCUCUUAAUUUCGCCUACUGUUCUGACUUUGUGGUGCACAUGUAGCCUAUAACCUGUUUUAGAGAAAUGUAAUCAUCGAAUAUUGUAAGAGCUUUCAUUGUCUGCUUAUAAGUCUCCCGAGUGGCGCAGUGGUCUAAGGCACUGCAUCGCAGUGCUAGCUGUGCCACUAGAGAUCCUGGUUCGAAUCCAGGCUCUGUCGUAGCCGGCCGCGACUGUGAGACCCAUGGGGCGGCGCACAAUUGGCCCAGGGUAUGGGAGGGAAUGGCCGGCAGGGAUGUAGCUCAGUUGGUAGAGCAUGGCGUUUAUGUAUGCACUCACUACCUGUAAGUCGCUCUGGAUAAGAGCGUCUGCUAAAUGACUACAAUGUAAUAUGCCCCCUUUAUUUAUCUUACUUUGUGUACAGGGAGAAUACUGUAAGAACGGCCCAUGUUCUGAAUUCUGUCGCUGUACAUUUCAAAAGUGCUGAACAAAUAGUUAUAUUGACUACGUCUGUCCUAGCUCGCUCAUUAAUGUCUUAAUUGAAAUUACAGAUUGCCUCUUAUCCACUUGUCGUCCCCUUAUGCCAUAGUUUGUACAUCUCAAUUGUCAGUAGAAACCACAUUUGUUUAAGCAAGUCAGCCAUAUCAGCUUUGUUUUUUUUAAAGGCAGUAAAUGAGGCUGAAUGAACUGUUUUGCAGACAGUCAAGGCUCCGCUGAUAGCCAGGUGUAGCAGUGGUAAGGUGUUGGGACUGCUGUUGGGACUGCUGUUGGGACAGCUUUAUGUAGGCCCUAACAGUUUGUGGGCACCGUUUGUCACCGUUAUAGUGCAUUGAAUGUAUUGUUUAGUGUUGUGUAGUGGCUUUGCUGGCAUGCAUCCCACAUUAUUUUUGUUUUGCCCCACCAAGAUUUACAUGCUAAAAUCGCCACUGAUGUUAUUAACACAAUCCAAAAUCUGACCUUGUUACAUGUAACUACAAGGUGCCACUACCAUCGAAUCCACAUGCAAUACCAGGGUUAAAUAGGCUAAGACCAGGUUACAACAAUUGUAACAAGGCACACCCUUGUCAUUAACUACUGGUCAUUUUCAAUGUGUUUAUUUCUAUGUUAUGACCUGGCUCAAAGGCUAUACUGAAUCAAGUAUAAUGUAAAAACAAUGGCGUUACAUAGGAUAUACUUGUAAUUAUCAUGUACCUACCCAGGAGCAAGCAACUUAAUGUAACGUGAGGGUAUAAUCUUUGUAAUUACGAUGUAGUUACAAUGUAAUAACCUUUGCAGAAAAUAGGCUAACCAGGAGAAAUUAGGAGACAGGAGAACAUUAGGUAUAACCCUUUAUAACAAUCUUUAACAACCAACUCUGUAAUUACAAUUUUAUUACAAGGUAUAUACUACUACUGUAUCUACUGUAUUUACAAUGUACUUACCCUGGAGCAAGCAACUUAAUGUAAAGUGAAGUGACAUUUUUAAUGACUUUGUACUUACAAUAUAACAACCCUUGCAGACAAUAGGCUAACCAGGAGAAAUAAGGAGACAGGAGAACGUUCUUCUCAGUUUGACUUUUCUUUAAUAGAUUUUACAAAUAUUCAUAUUCAAACUAUUCAAAUUAAAUUCUAAAUUUCAGACUUAAAGCAAUAAUUAUUAUUAAAACAUACUAACUAGUUAGUAAAACAUACUAACACAGGGUGGUAAAGCUAGCUAGCAUUUCCCCCAAAAAAAAUUCCUCAGCAAGUGGUAUUCUGGGUACCAGUCUCUACCGUUCCACUCUUUGGCAGAGACUGGCAACCAGGCUAAGCAAGUGGAUGUGUAAUUACACAUUCCUUGUUCCAAUUGUGUAAUAACUGAUAGCGCUAAAAUCUUAUUACCACGCAUUUACAUAGUAAUACCUGUGUAACUACUAUGUUGUUACUACAGUUAUUACUGUGUAAUUACAUAGUAAACUGGGAAACUUAAUGUAAAGGGUUACCCUGGCCUGAACUACAAUCAAAUGUAUUUUGUAACGAGAUACUUUUGAGACCUGUAAUUUGUACACAAUAGCGGUUCACAAUUUUGUGGCACCCUUUCACCCUGCAUUGGUAUCAGAAGUCUGACUGCACAAUGGUGUGAUAAGAGUGUCUGCUAAAUGACCAAAAUGUCAAUGUAAAAAUGAACACUUGCAAAGCAUGCUGGGAUUUAUUCUAAUGAGCUCCGUCCCCAAAACAAGGCCAAUAAUAAUAUUUUAUCUAGUUGUAGUACUCUGCAAAAGUAUUUAAAUUGGACACAUUGGUCUUUAGACUAUCUUGUAGGUGUAACAAGAUACAUUUUGAUGUAUCUUUUGCCCGUCUCUGGUCAUGCCUGCAUACAUUUUACAUACGGUGGUCCUGGGAAUUGAACACACUAUCGGGCGUUGGAAGCCCCAUACUCUACCAACUGAGCUACAGUAGGACCCUUCAAUAAGCAGUUAGCAGUUAGACAAACAGUGUUCUGUGUGGGCUCUGACCUAUCACUGUUCCAAGGAGACCGACUGCACUGCCAUCUUGGCAAACAGUCUGGGUAUGUUUUGAUUUUAUCUUCCUGGUGGGAGAGAUUAGAGAGUAGAUGUCAUGAGACUGCUGAAUUAAGGUGCGUGAUCCUUUUAUAGUAAACACACACACCCUCAGAUAUUGGAUAACCGUUGUUAUCUUACUGAUAAUAACCAAGUGGAUUGGUAAGAAACAAUAGUAUUUUUCAACCAUAAUCUCUUCAUUAAUCACGUAACAUGUCUUCCUGCUUCGUCUGCCUCUCUCUCUAAAUACACUGUUCAUUUCUAUAAUACCAUGCUACUGUAAUACAUAAGUGUGUAUACCACUAGCUUAAUUGUCUGAGAUUAAGUACUGUAUCUUUCAUGACAAUUAUUCUGUUCUGAUAUUCUUGUGUGUACUACGGUAUAGGACUACUCUAUGUUUUUCUGUGUUAUGAUACUGUACAAGAGCGCUCCAGUCUGUCACGAUCGUCAUAAUGAGUGGACCAAGGCGCAGCGUGAUAUGCGUACAUCUCUUUAAUAGUGUACUUAGCAACACGAUACAAAUAACAAAACAACAAAACGAAACGUGAAGUCCUCGGUCAUACACAAACCUACACGGAACAAGAUCCCACGAAUCACAAGUGCACAAAAGGCUGCCUAAGUAUGGUUCCCAAUCAGAGACAACAAGCAACAGCUGAUUCUCGUUGCCUCUGAUUGAGAACCACCCCGGCCAACAUAGAAACACAUAACCUAGAACAGAACAUAGGAAACGAAACAUAGACACUACACAAAGAAAUUAACACCCUGGCUCAACAUACAAGAGUCCCCAGAGCCAGGGCGUGACACAGUCAUUCAAUCAAUCAAUCACAUUUAUUUAUAAAGUCCUUUUUAUAUCAGCAGAUGUCACAAAGUGCUUAUACAGAAACCCAGCCUAAAACAGCAAGCAAUGCAGAUGUGGAAGCAGAUGUUUGUGUGUAUUUUGAUAUAGAAAUUCUCCAGUCAUUCAGAUGUUUGUGUGUAUCAUCCUAAAGGAGUACUCCAGUCAUUCAGAUGUGUGUGUAUCAUCCUAAAGGAGUACUCCAGUCAUUCAGAUGUGUGUGUAUCAUCCUAAAGGAGUACUCCAGUCAUUCAGAUGUGUGUGUAUCAUCCUAAAGGAGUACUCCAGUCAUUCAGAUGUGUGUGUAUCAUCCUAAAGGAGUACUCCAGUCAUUCAGAUGUGUGUGUAUCAUCCUAAAGGAGUACUCCAGUCAUUCAGAUGUGUGUGUAUCAUCCUAAAGGAGUACUCCAGUCAUUCAGAUGUGUGUGUAUCAUCCUAAAGGAGUACUCCAGUCAUUCAGAUGUGUGUGUAUCAUCCUAAAGGAGUACUCCAGUCAUUCAGAUGUGUGUGUAUCAUACUAAAGGAGUACUCCAGUCAUUCAGAUGUGUGUGUAUCAUCCUAAAGGAGUACUCCAGUCAUUCAGAUGUGUGUGUAUCAUCCUAAAGGAGUACUCCAGUCAUUCAGAUGUGUGUGUAUCAUCCUAAAGGAGUACUCCAGUCAUUCAGAUGUGUGUGUAUCAUCCUAAAGGAGUACUCCAGUCAUUCAGAUGUGUGUGUAUCAUCCUAAAGGAGUACUCCAGUCAUUCAGAUGUGUGUGUAUCAUCCUAAAGGAGUACUCCAGUCAUUCAGAUGUGUGUGUAUCAUCCUAAAGGAGUACUCCAGUCAUUCAGAUGUGUGUGUAUCAUCCUAAAGGAGUACUCCAGUCAUUCAGAUGUGUGUGUAUCAUCCUAAAGGAGUACUCCAGUCAUUCAGAUGUGUGUGUAUCAUCCUAAAGGAGUACUCCAGUCAUUCAGAUGUGUGUGUAUCAUCCUAAAGGAGUACUCCAGUCAUUCAGAUGUGUGUGUAUCAUCCUAAAGGAGUACUCCAGUCAUUCAGAUGUGUGUGUAUCAUCCUAAAGGAGUACUCCAGUCAUUCAGAUGUGUGUGUAUCAUCCUAAAGGAGUACUCCAGCGAGCGGUUGAAGAAGACCAAUGAGCUGCUGCGGGGCAUCAAGCUGCUGAAGCUGUACGCCUGGGAACAUAUCUUUUGUCACAGUGUGGAGGAGACCAGGGCCAAGGAGCUCACCAGCCUGGAGGCCUUCGCCCUCUAUACAUCCAUAUCUAGUAGGUUACCUUACCUCCCUCUACACAUCCAUAUCUAGUAGGUUACCUUACCUCCCUCUACACAUCCAUAUCUAGUAGGUUACCUUACCUCCCUCUACACAUCCAUAUCUAGUAGGUUACCUUACCUCCCUCUACACAUCCAUAUCUAGUAGGUUACCUUACCUCCCUCUACACAUCCAUAUCUAGUAGGUUACCUUACCUCCCUCUACACAUCCAUAUCUAGUAGGUUACCUUACUCCUCACCAUCCUAUUAGUGUACCCACACUCUACAUCAUAUCUAGUAGGUUACCUUACCUCCCUCUACACAUCCAUAUCUAGUAGGUUACCUUACCUCCCUCUACACAUCCAUAUCUAGUAGGUUACCUUACCUCCCUCUACACAUCCAUAUCUAGUAGGUUACCUUACCUCCCUCUACACAUCCAUAUCUAGUAGGUUACCUUACCUCCCUCUACACAUCCAUAUCUAGUAGGUUACCUUACCUCCCUCUAACAUCCAUAUCUAGUAGGUUACCUUACCUCCCUCUACACAUCCAUAUCUAGUAGGUUACCUUACCUCCCUCUACACAUCCAUAUCUAGUAGUUUACCUUACCUCCCUCUACACAUCCAUAUCUAGUAGGUUACCUUACCUCCCUCUACACAUCCAUAUCUAGUAGGUUACCUUACCUCCCUCUACACAUCCAUAUCUAGUAGGUUACCUUACCUCCCUCUACACAUCCAUAUCUAGUAGGUUACCUUACCUCCCUCUACCAUCCAUAUCUAGUAGGUUACCUUACCUCCCUCUACAACAUCCAUAUCUAGUAGGUUACCUUACCUCCCUACAACAUCCAUAUCUAGUAGGUUACCUUACCUCCCUCUACACAUCCAUAUCUAGUAGGUUACCUUACCUCCCUCUACACAUCCAUAUCUAGUAGGUUACCUUACCUCCCUCUACAAUCCAUAUCUAGUAGGUUACCUUACCCCCUACCAUCCUUCUAGUAGGUUACCUUACCCCUUACACAUCCAUAUCUAGUAGGUUACCUUACCUCCCUCUACACAUCCAUAUCUAGUAGGUUACCUUACCUCCCUCUACACAUCCAUAUCUAGUAGGUUACCUUACCUCCCUCUACACAUCCAUAUCUAGUAGGUUACCUUACCUCCCUCUACACAUCCAUAUCUAGUAGGUUACCUUACCUCCCUCUACACAUCCAUAUCUAGUAGGUUACCUUACCUCCCUCUACACAUCCAUAUCUAGUAGGUUACCUUACCUCCCUCUACACAUCCAUAUCUAGUAGGUUACCUUACCUCCCUCUACACAUCCAUAUCUAGUAGGUUACCUUACCUCCCUCUACACAUCCAUAUCUAGUAGGUUACCUUACCUCCCUCUACACAUCCAUAUCUAGUAGGUUACCUUACCUCCCUCUACACAUCCAUAUCUAGUAGGUUACCUUACCUCCCUCUACACAUCCAUAUCUAGUAGGUUACCUUACCUCCCUCUACACAUCCAUAUCUAGUAGGUUACCUUACCUCCCUCUACACAUCCAUAUCUAGUAGGUUACCUUACCUCCCUCUACACAUCCAUAUCUAGUAGGUUACCUUACCUCCCUCUACACAUCCAUAUCUAGUAGGUUACCUUACCCCCUCAUACAUCCAUAUCUAGUAGGUUACCUUACCUCCCUCUACACAUCCAUAUCUAGUAGGUUACCUUACCUCCCUCUACACAUCCAUAUCUAGUAGGUUACCUUACCUCCCUCUACACAUCCAUAUCUAGUAGGUUACCUUACCUCCCUCUACACAUCCAUAUCUAGUAGGUUACCUUACCUCCCUCUACACAUCCAUAUCUAGUAGGUUACCUUACCUCCCUCUAACAUCCAUAUCUAGUAGGUUACCUUACCUCCCUCUACACAUCCAUAUCUAGUAGGUUACCUUACCUCCCUCUACACAUCCAUAUCUAGUAGGUUACCUUACCUCCCUCUAUACAUCCAUAUCUAGUAGGUUACCUUACCUCCCUCUACACAUCCAUAUCUAGUAGGUUACCUUACCUCCCUCUACACAUCCAUAUCUAGUAGGUUACCUUACCUCCCUCUACACAUCCAUAUCUAGUAGGUUACCUUACCUCCCUCUACACAUCCAUAUCUAGUAGGUUACCUUACCUCCCUCUACACAUCCAUAUCUAGUAGGUUACCUUACCUCCCCUACACAUCCAUAUCUAGUAGGUUACCUUACCUCCCUCUACACAUCCAUAUCUAGUAGGUUACCUUACCUCCCUCUACACAUCCAUAUCUAGUAGGUUACCUUACCUCCCUCUACACAUCCAUAUCUAGUAGGUUACCUUACCUCCCUCUACACAAUCCAUAUCUAGUAGGUUACCUUACCUCCCUCUACACAUCCAUAUCUAGUAGGUUUACCUUACUCCUUCUAUAACAUCCAUAUCUAGUAGGUUACCUUACCUCCCUCUACACAUCCAUAUCUAGUAGGUUACCUUACCUCCCUCUAUACAUCCAUAUCUAGUAAGUUAUUUUUAAAUGUAAUAAAAUAUAUGUUGCAUUCUUAGCAUUGUAAGUCAUCUUGCCUAGUUCCUCCAGGAUUUUGCGAUUCUGCAAUCGCAAAUAUUUUUUCAAAAUCAACAAUUACCUGCAUAUUAUGCGAGGGCUUGCAAUUUUGACCAAUCACCGCACAAAACAGUCAUAUUUCUGCAAUAUUUCCGCAUUAAACUGUAUGAUCACCACACUACAAAAGGAGGGCUCACAAUUUUAACCAAUCACUGCACUUAUACUGCAUAAAAUGGUUCAAUCAAGACACGUCAACAAAUGCUUCCCCCAUCAGUGAAUUUUGGUGUAAAAUUUGAGAGAAAUCUGCGCAAUUUGCCAUGCAAAAUGUCAGAAUUGCUUAAAGCAUUUUUGCCCACAGAUAACACAAAAAACUCUGCAAAAUCCUGGAAGGACUAUCUGAUAAGACAUGGAGCAGAGAGACAGCUGUUUUUAGGUCAGACCCUGUGUGUGUGUGUGUGUGUGUGUGUGUGUGUGUGUGUGUGUGUGUGUGUGUGUGUGUGUGUGUGUGUGUGUUUGUUUGUAGGUCAGACCCUGUUUGUGUGUGUGUGUGCGCCUCUCAAGGUUAUUAUAGUAAACUGAAACGAAUCAUGAAAACAAUUUAGUAAACUAAAAGAAUAAAAUUAAGAAACCCGUUUUAAAUACUGAAACUAUUAUAUUUGACUCCAAAACAAACUACAAUAAAAUAAAAUAAAAACAUGUUCAGUUUUACUUUUUUAUCAUCUGGGCAGAAAUCGAAUGGGGUUUUCUCACUUUUUUCUAAUGGGGUUUUCAAUCUUCUGAAUCUGGCAGGAGAUGGCAAUGUUUCAAAUAGGCCUAGCUUGUGUAUCACUAUCUUCCAUGGCCUGCACACUCACCAGCCAUGUCACCCAUUAAGCAUGUUUGGGAUGCUCUGGAUCGACGUGUACGACAGCGUGUUCCAUUCCCCACCAAUAUCCAGCAACUUCACACAGCCAUUGAAGAGGAGUGGGACAACAUUCCACGGGCCACAGUCAAUAGCCUGAUCAACUCUAUGCGAAGGAGAUGUGUCGCGCUGCAUGAGGCAAAAAACACAAAACUAUAAAAACCUUGCCUGUCUCAGUGCUGAUGCUCUAGCUUAGUCAUAGACAAAAACCACUUCAAGCCGUUCAGUUGAGCUGAGUUCCUGGAGAAAGACACUGCGUGUUAAGUAUUCUCGCGCUCUGGAACAAACUGUCUGUACAGUAUCUGAACCAUAUUGUCAUGUAUCUAAUGAUGUCUGUGUCUCAUCUUUCUCAGUAUUCAUGAAUGCAGCCAUCCCUAUCGCAGCUGUCCUGACCGUGAGUAUUCAUUCCACUCAUAAAUGGCUAUUCAUAUCUCAUAGGUGCCAUGCAUAAUACUGUCUACAGACUACCCCAAUAUCUGUCCUCCCUCACAUUGUUCGACAUAGAACAGCAUGUUCUAACCACCAUUUCACCCCUAAAAAUAAGCUGCAUUCUGGUCUGUGGAUUGUUCUCAGUGGAUGGGCUUUUACAAAGAACACAAUCCCUUUUCCCCAGUGAAUGGCACAGGCCAGACCAGUCCGGCUAGAGUGGUAUCACAGUCAGUCUGACAUGUUACGGCUCUCUAAAGGAUGGCCAGUGACAUUUCACAGGGACACACUGGAGGUUUGUGGCAUGGCCACUGUAAAUCCCAGUUAUAUAUACAGUACCAGUCAAAAGUUUGGACACACCUACUCAUUUUUCUUUAUUUUUACUAUUUUCUACAUUGUAGAAUAAUAGUGAAGACAUCAAAACUAUGAAAUAACACAUAUGGAAUCAUUUAGUAACCAAAAAAGUGUUAAAGAAAUCAAAAUAUAUUUUAUAUUUGAGAUUCUUCAAAUAGCCACCCUUUGCCUUGAUGACAGCUUGGCACACUCUUGGCAUUCUCUCAACCAGCUUCAACUGGAAUGUGGAGGCCAGGUCAUCUGAUACAGCACUCCAUCAUUCUCCUUCUUGGUAAAAUAGCCCUUACACAGCCUGGAGGUGUGUUGGGUCAUUGUCCUACUGAAAAACAAAUAAUAGUUCCACUAAGCCCAAACCAGAUGGGAUGGCGUAUCACUGCAGAAUGCUGUGGUAGCCAUGCUGGUUAAGUGUGCCUUGAAUUCUAAAUAAAUCACAGACAGUGUCACCAGCAAAGCACCCCCACACCAUAACACCUCCUCCUCCAUGCUUUACGGUGGGAACCACACAUGCGGAGAUCAUCCGUUCACCCACACCGCGUCUCACAAAGACACAGCGGUUGGAACCAAAAAUCUAAAAUUUGGACUCUAAUGUCCAUUGCUCGUGUUUCUUGGCCCAAGCAGGUCUCUUCUUCUUAUUGGUGUCCUUUAGUAGUGGUUUCUUUGCAGCAAUUCGAACAUGAAGGCCUGAUUCACACAGUCCCCUCUGAAUAGUUGAUGUUGAGAUGUGUCUGUGACUUGAACUCUGUGAAGCAUUUAUUUGGGAUGCAAUUUCUGAGGCUGGUAACUCUAAUGAACUUAUCCUCUGCAGCAGAGGUAACUCUGGGUCUUCCAUUCCUGUGGCGGUCCUCAUGAGAGCCAGUUUCAUCAUAGCCCUUGAUGGUUUUUGCGACUGCAGUUGAAGAAACUUUCAAAGUUCUUGAGAUUUUCCGUAUUGACUGACCUUCAUGUCUUAAAGUAAUGAUGGACUGUCGUUUCUCUUUGCUUAUUUGAGCUGUUCUUGCCAUAAUAUGGACUUGGUAUUUUACCAAAUAGGGCUAUCUUCUGUAUACCUUGUCACAACACAACUGAUUGGCUCAAACGCAUUAAGAAGGAAAGAAAUUCCACAAAUGAACUUUUAAUAAGGCACACCUGUUAAUUGAAAAUGCAUUCCAGGUGACUACCUCAUGAAGCUGGUUGAGAGAAUGCCAAGAGUGUGCAAAGCUGUCAAGGCAAAGGGUGGCUAUUUGAAGAAUCUCAAAAAUAAAAUAUAUUUUGAUUUGUUUAACACUUUUUGGUUACUACUUGAUUCCAUAUGUGUUAUUUUAUAGUUUUGAUGUCUUCACUAUUAUUCUACAAUGUAGAAAAUAGUACAAAUUAAGAAAAACACUUGACUGAGUAGGUGUGUCCAAACUUUUGACUGGUAGUAUAUAUAUAUAUAUAUAUAUAUAUAUAUAUAUAUAUAUAUAUAUAUAUAUAUAUAUAUAUAUAUAUAUAUACACACAGUUGAAGUCGGAAGUUUACAUACACUUAGGUUGGAGUCAUUAAAAUUCGUUUUUCAACCACACACAUUUAUUGUUAACAAACUAAGUUUUAGCAAGUCGGUUAUGACAUCUACUUUGUGCAUGACGCAAGUAAUUUUUCCAACAAUUGUUUACAGACAGAUUAUUUCACUUAUAAUUCACUGUAUCACAAUUCCAGUGGGUCAGACGUUUACAUACACUAAGUUGACUGUGCCUUUAAACAGCUUGGAAAAUUCCAGAAAAUGAUGUCAUGGCUUUAGAAGCUUCUGAUAGGCUAAUUGACAUAAUUUGAGUCAAUUGGAGGUGUACCUGUGGAUGUAUUUCAAGGCCUACCUUCAAACUCAGUGCCUCUUUGCUUGACAUCAUGGGAAAAUCAGAAGAAAUCAGCCAAGAAGAAAUUGUAGACCUCCACAAGUCUGGUUCAUCCUUGUGAGCAAUUUCCGAAUGCCUGAAGGUACCACGUUCAUCUGUACAAACAAUAGUACGCAAGUAUAAACACCAUGGGACCACGCAGCCGUCAUACCGCUCAGGAAGGAGACGCGUUCUGUCUCCUAGAGAUUAACGUACUUUGGUGCAAAAAGUGCAAAUCAAUCCCAGAACAACAGCAAAGGACCUUGUGAAGAUGCUGGAGGAAACAGGUAAAAAAGUAUCUAUAUCCACAGUAAAACAAGUCCUAUAUCGACAUAACCUGAAAGGCCUCUCAGCAAGAAAGAAGCCACUGCUCCAAAACCUCCAUAAAAAAGCCAGACUACGGUUUGCAACUGCACAUGGGGAGAAAGAUCAUACUUUUUGGAGAAAUGUCCUCCGGUCUGAUGAAACAAAAAUAGAACUGUUUGGCCAUAAUGACCAUCGUUAUGUUUGGAGGAAAAAGGGGGAUGCUUGCAAGCCGAAGAACACCAUCCCAACCGUGAAGCACGGGGGUGGCAGCAUCAUGCUGUGGGGGUGCUUUGCUGCAGGAGGGACUGGUGCACUUCACAAAAUAGAUGGCAUCAUGAGGAAGGACAAUUAUGUGGAUAUAUUGAAGCAACAUCUCAAGACAUCAGUCAGGAAGUUAAAGCUUGGUUGCAAAUGGGUCUUCCAAAUGGACAAUGACCCAAAAGCAUACUUCCAAAGUUGUGGCAAAAUGGCUUAAGGACAACAAAUUCAAGGUAUUGGAGUGGCCGUCACAAAACCCUGACCUAAAUCCUAUAGAAAAUGUGUGGGCAGAACUGAAAAAGUGUGUGUGAGCAAGGAGGCCUACAAACCUGACUCAGUUACACCAGCUCUGUCAGGAGGAAUGGGCCAAAAUUCACCCAACUUAUUGUGGGAAGCUUGUGAAAGGCUACCCGAAACGUGUGACCCAAGUGAAACAAUUUAAAGGCAAUGCUACCAAAUACCAAUUGAAUGUAUGUAAACUUCUAACCCACUGGGAAUGUGAAAUAAAUCAUUCUCUCUACUAUUAUUCUGACAUUUCACAUUCUUAAAAUGAAGUGGUAAUCCUAACUGACCUAAAACAGGGAAUUUUUACUAGGAUUAAAUGUCAGGAAUUGUGAAAAACUGAGUUUAAAUGUAUUUGGCUAAGGUGUAUGUAAACCUCCGACUUCAACUGUAUGUAUAUAUAUAUGAGAGAGAGAGAGAGACUUUUAUAUCUCUCAUUGCUUAGCCCCAAAGUGGAAAUGCUCAAGUUUGCCACAAACUGACUGAAAGGCAAAAGUAUUUAAAUUAAUCAGUAAUGUGUCUUUCUGAAGGAUAUUUAUUAAUUCCGGGUCCUGUAUCGGAUGCGAGCACAUCUCAGACUAUAGCAUAUCUCCCAUUGACAUUAAUGCAUGAUUUAUGUAAACGUUUGAGUUGCUCACUUGCAUCUUGAGUCAGGAUUCAGACUUCACUCACAGUAUCUUUGCUGGUUACUGGAGUGAGAUUAAUAUUUUUCUCUCCUGUCGUCAUCUUCCUGUAGACGUUUGUGGUCCAUGUGCACAUCUCUGAGGAGGCUGACCUGUCCCCUGCUGUGGCCUUUGCGUCCUUAUCCCUGUUUCACAUCCUGGUCACUCCUCUCUUCCUGCUCUCCAGCGUG
Messenger RNA from Coregonus sp. 'balchen', 23911 nucleotides. The record is from the annotation of a GenBank genome assembly. Lineage: Eukaryota; Metazoa; Chordata; Actinopteri; Salmoniformes; Salmonidae.